UGCGCAAUAAUUGAAAUGGCGCAUUUGGCUGCGGGCGGACUGCGAGGGCGCACAGUGAAUGAUGUCCAGACGUCAUUUGCUUUUAAUGGCCUCCAGGAAAUUUGCCAUUACAAUUCUCACAGACAUUAGAGCAAAGAGAGGAGUGCGGGGGAAAGCGCCGCAUGCAUGAGCACCAAGAUCCAGAUUUUUUGCUUUGUUAAAAGAAUACGCGUCUUUUAUCGCCACUUUAUCAACAAGUUCCAGUGCGCCUCCUGCUUUAGCUAGAGAGACUUUUACUCGUUCAGGGAAGGAAAAUGUGUUGCCUUUGCGAAAGAGCCUGGGGGAAUAUUACAUCAGACGAAAUGACAAUGAUUAAAAUCAGCCUUUCUGCCUCUCCAAAGUCUCAGGAACGGCGCGGUGACACUUGCCUGAUGCGUAAACCGUUAUAUGCCGAACUUUAAACCCUCGCCAGCUAUUUUUACUUCGCGAAAGAGCGCGAGGCUAAAUAAUCGAGGGGAAUAUCAGGUUUGCAUCUGUUCCAAUGAGUCUGCUCGGGUUUGAGUUAAUUGUCCUCUAAUCCUGUGGCCCCAGAGGCGUUUGCGCAGCCUGGAGCCAGAAUUCUUCUUUCGGCUCUGCUCUGAUUUAGAGACGGAUUAUUGGCUUCCUUCUGCCCAUAAGCAAAGCAGCAGAUUCACCGUGGCCAAAAAAGACAGUGGCGAGGCUGAUAUACGCGACCGAAUCAGAGUAUUAAGAAAUAAGAAGAUCAAGAGGGGGAAGGAGAGCUCUGGUCUCCUGGAGAAGGAAGGGAGAAGCAUGUCACGCCUGUCUCUGACCCGGUCUCCGGUCUCUCCUCUGGCCGCGCAGGGGAUUCCACUGCCGGCUCAGCUCACCAAAGCCAACGCGCCCGUGCACAUCGACGUGGGUGGCCACAUGUACACCAGCAGCCUGGCGACCCUCACCAAAUACCCAGACUCACGGAUCAGCAGGCUGUUUAACGGAACCGAGCCGAUCGUUCUGGACAGUUUAAAGCAGCAUUACUUCAUCGACAGGGACGGAGAGAUAUUCCGCUAUAUUCUGAGCUUCCUGCGAACCUGCAAACUGCUCCUGCCGGAUGACUUUAAGGACUUCAAUCUCCUGUACGAGGAGGCGCGCUAUUAUCAGCUGACACCCAUGAUCAAGGAGCUGGAGCGGUGGAAGCAGGAGCGGGAGCAGAGACGUCUGGCGCAGCCCUGCGACUGCCUGGUCGUCCGCGUGACCCCUGACCUCGGCGAGCGGAUCGCCCUCAGCGGGGAGAAAGUUCUCAUCGAGGAGAUCUUCCCCGAGACCGGUGACGUCAUGUGUAAUUCGGUCAACGCUGGCUGGAACCAGGACCCGACCCACGUCAUCCGCUUCCCUCUGAACGGCUACUGCAGACUGAACUCAGUGCAGGUGUUGGAGCGUCUCUUCCAGAAGGGCUUCAGCGUGGCUGCGUCCUGCGGCGGCGGCGUGGACUCGUCCCAGUUCAGCGAGUACGUGCUGUGCCGCGAGGACAGGCGGAGUCAGUCCAUGAACACGCCCAUCAGGAUAAAGCAGGAGCCGCUGGACUAGAGUCACACGCUCAGGCCCUCGGCCCCUCGACACACAGACUCGCAGCGUUUAUACGGGGAAUGUAAUGUACACACACACACCGCACCAAGAAAGCCCAAAGAACUUCAACAGGAUCUUGCUGUUCUGCCCAAACCACCAAUCAGAGGACGUCCUCACGCAUAUGGAAUGCUGGCCACGCCCCUCUGCCGGUGCAGUGUGUGUUAUUUUCUUGUAAUAAUCAAGGCUCAGUGCUUACAAAUGAUGGCACUGACGCCAACACGACUCCAUCGUCAGGGGCCGAGGGUCGAUUUCUGGCUCCCCACGGAUUGUUUUUCAUUUCAACCUUGUUGUUUAUAAAGUUCAAGACUUUUUCACUCCUUAUAGCGCCAUGUUGUAUGCGGUUAGCAGUACUAGGAUGGAGUUUUGUGUUUAUUUCUUUUGUUACAUGAAGGAUGAUGGGAGUGUUGUUCUGAAGGCAUUACGUUUGAGAGACUUUCCUGGCAGCGCUCGCAGAAACGCUAUUACGCCCUCGGGCUGCGUGGCGAAAGCAGUCUGGGGUUUAAUGCGUUCGGCGCUCCAGCAGCCUUCUUUGUUUGAAGGAGCUGCAAGCAAACGCCGGUGUUUCUGAAGCCUGCAUUGAAAAAUAGGUAACGCUGAUGGAGCGAGCUGUAGUUAAGCAUAUCGUUAAACGUUUGAAAUUUUUAUAAGCUCUCUAAUGCUUGAAUCAAAAGAGUUCUGAACUAAAUACAAAGAGUUGUGUGUGUUACGAACAAAAGUUUAAGGAUCUUGAGGCAAAACAUUGGAAGGUGAAGACAUGUGAUUGUGUCUAGAGGAAAUCCAUAGUGUUCAUAACAUACGUUUGCACUUAAAUGCAUCUCAGACGCCAAGACGACGGUGUGAAAACAAGCCGCCCGCGUGUUUAUAGAUUCAGUGGAAAUAGACUCAAGUUUGAGUCUGCUGACAGAAUGAGGGUAGUAACUAUGGUGCAUUAAUUUUUAAACCAUCUUUGUGAAUGAAUAAUCAUUAUUCAUUAGCCCAGUUUAUCAGGUUCAGUUUUUCGAUUGUUUGAAGUUGUCCGUUUUCUGUUUUUGACGUCAAAAUGUUGUCAGAUGCUGAAUCAAGGAAGGAUACGUUGUGAAUUUGUGUGAUGAAUGUGGCUUCUUGUGUCCAAACGCUCAGAGACGUCUCACAUGUGUUUACACUGGACGUGUGCCGCACAGAACCACAUCUACAGUAAACUAACAAAUCUACACUGCAGGCACACAUCGGGACACUUUAAUGUGUCUGAAAAAUAUGGCCGCCAUGAAAUAAAAAAUAAAAAAGCUAAUUGCGACUUUUUUUCUCACAAAUGUGAGUUUAUAUCUUCAUAUAAAUGUAUGUCAUGCAAUUUUGAGGGAAAAAAAAGUCACAAUUCUGACUUUUUAUCUCACAAUUCUGACUUUAUAACUUGCAAUUGCAAAUUUAAAUCUCAAGAUUCUGAAAAAAAAUGUGAAUUGUGAGAUAAAAAGUCACACUUUACUCUUUUUAUAUUUUUAUUUAGUGGCGGAAACAAGCUUCCAUGGAAAAAAGAUUUGCAAAAAUAAUAAAUUGAUUGCCAUACAACUAUUUUUUUUUUUCUGUCCCAUCAAAGCCAGCUUGUAAUUUGCUCUUUAACCUAAUGGAUUUAACCCUUCUAUUGUCCAAAACUUUUAAUGUGACCUAUAUAUAUAUUUCUAAUGAAAUCUAUAAAAAAUAAAAUUAUAUUGUAUACAUUAUAGACAGUAAUUAUAUAUAUAUAUAUAUAUAUAUAUAUAUAUAUAUAUAUAUACAGUAGUGUCCAAAAGUGAUGGAAAAUUGCCAUUUUCCCCCUUUACUUAAAUAUUAUUAAAAAAAAAUAAAAAAUUGCAAAGAAUGUUUAAACAUAUUUCCGUAGUUGUGCUUAGAGUCAAUUGUUUUAUUUGUGAUAAUAACUCAAUGAAACAUGCCAAAUUGUGCAACAGUGUUUGUCCAGGCUAUCAUACAGAGAAAUUAUGAACACAUGCAAAAACAAGAGAACCAACAAAAUAUUCAUAACUGAUUGUCGUAGUCUGUGUUUGCUUUUUCCUGUGAGCUUUUUGUUUUUUUAUGCAUUUGUUUUUGCAUGUAAAAUAAAACCUGUAGCUGUAGUUUGACAUUUUUUGGCAAAUAAUUUUGUCAGAUAAACACCUUAACCAAGUUCAGUGUUUUGUUUUUCCUUCAUAUUUAAAAUAUUUAAAAAAUAUAAAAUAUUUUCCUCAUGUUUUGACAAAAAACAUUGACAUUAAAAACAAAUAUCUCCUCUGAACAUCACUUUUGGCCACUUCUGUGUGUGUGUGUGUGUGUAUAUGUGUGUAUAUAUAUAUAUAUAUAUAUAACCAAAAAUUAUUCAGACAUAUUUGGUAUUUUUGUUAUAUUUUACUAGUGGGUGCAGGACACUAUAGUUCAUUUCUGUAAGUGAGGAUAGCAAAAUAAAGUAAACUGUCACAUAUUAUACCCAAAAAUUCUUCAUACAGUAGACUACCAGUAAAAUUGAUAAAUGUGGAAACAAAAAUUAUUCAGACACUUUGACCUGACCAUGUUUUGCUUAAGUGUUAUCUAGAUUAAUUCUGACACAGUUUAACUCUGAGAUCUUGUCAUAUUUUAUUACCAUUUUUUUAAACUGUAGUGAAUAAACUGAAUUAAUGAAUGAAAUGUUCAAGGUGUCUGAAUGCAUUUUGGUUUGACUGUAUAUAUAUAUAGUAAAUGAACCUUUUCUUUAUUUUGGAGAAUCAUAAAAGGGACAAUUUUCUUAAGGUAAUAGGAGGGUUAUGUCAUUUUUUUUUAUUCAACCACGUGUAUACAUUUUUUUGCUAUUUUUAAAUUGUUUUUAUGAUGUAGGUCUAGCCUCCGUUGUUAGUGAGCGGUGCGGCUUCAGUCCAGUGUAGACACACACAGGUCAUCAUCAUCAUCACAGCACUGGUCUGGGUGGAGGUCACUUCCCUUCCACUGAUCAUCCCGAUCAAAGUCCAACAGAAGAACAAACUCCUCCAGUCUGUGUUUGUGUGACUCACACAUGCUGUUUGUUCUCGCCCAAACGUCCUGAUCAAAAACAAACAGCCUCGUUCUGAUUUGUCCAUCCAAAGUUUAGUUUAACUCAAGAUAGAUGCAGUCUGGAGUCUGAAUGUGUUCAUUAACACAGUCGUUUUCUUUGCCGUCUGAUUAAGCGUCCACAGCUGCAGCGUCUCGGCUUCAGGCGCGUCUCUCCCCCCGCAGGGAAGCCCACUCGAUCCGGCUUUGUUCUGACCCAGAGCUGGUCCAGUUCUGUCACAAAGGGAAUGGCCAACCACCCCUUUCAUGUGCCGAAGGGUGUGUGUGUGAGAGCAAUCCUCACAUGCAUUCCCAGGGCAGCACAUUUACAAACCCAAAACACACAGAGCGCAAACACUGAACCGCUCAGAUCAUGUGGAUUCAAAAGAGUGAAUCCCGGUGCGGAUAAAACAGUGUAUGUUGUACCUAACAAGAUUAAAGUUGGCUUAACAGAAGGUUUUCAAAUUCAGAUGAAUCGUUGGAUUCCUUUCCAUGUUGUUGUAAUGCAUUUCAGGACUCUGUGGAUUGGGUGAAACACUUCAUCAUCAGGCCUCAACCCUGGUACUAUGUACAGUAAUUUGUAUAUUGAAACAGUUCAGAUGCUGGUUUCUCUUUGUAAACAGACCCAAAAACAUCCUGACACUGCUUUAAUACUAGAAGACUGGUGGACUGAAAAUGAGCAAAGCAAUAUGAUAUGUACAUACAAAUGACAAAAGAAAAUCCUCAACAUUUCAAAAUGUCUACCAAGGUGAAAACUGUCAUUAUUUAAUGUAUUAAUAAUUAGACUGUGGUAUUAAAGGGCAUGUGUUUAUUUACAGUGUCUUUUUUUUAUUUACUUGCAUAUUUGCUAUAAUAAAAAAAGCGUAAUAUUCA
Messenger RNA from Ctenopharyngodon idella (grass carp), 5481 nucleotides. It is a transcript of the gene kctd15b, whose product is annotated as potassium channel tetramerization domain containing 15b. NCBI's taxonomy places the organism in Eukaryota, Metazoa, Chordata, Actinopteri, Cypriniformes, Xenocyprididae. The record is from RefSeq and is a predicted model, not a curated record. The transcript is spliced from 5 exons. Gene Ontology annotation, biological process: protein homooligomerization. Gene Ontology annotation, molecular function: protein binding. The coding region runs from base 793 to 1566 and encodes 257 amino acids.